GCAGGGCAGGUCGAGUAGGGAUGCAGAAAGGCGGCUCAGCGACCUGGCGGUUGGGUGCUGGGCGGCUCGGGCGCAGGGCGGCUCGGCUCCGGGGCGGCUCGGCGGCAGGGCAGCUCGGGGGCAGGGCGACUCGGCUCCCAAGCGGCUCGGCGACAGGGCGGCUCAGGCGGCUCGGCGACAGGGCGGCUCGGGUGCAGGGCGGCUCGGCUCCCGGGCGGCUCGGCUGCAGGGCGGCUCGGCUCCCGGUAGUAGGGGGGGGGGGGGGGCCGCGGUCGAGCAGGCGGCCGGGGCCGCGGUAGUAGCUGGCGGCGAGGCCGUGCGAGCAGGCAGCCGGGGCCGCGAUAGGAGCGGGCGGCGGGGCCGCGGUCGAACAGGCGGCUGGGGCCGCGGUCGUAGCAGGCGGCCGGGGCCGCGGUCGUAG
Molecule: messenger RNA, 421 nt
Organism: Closterium sp. NIES-65
Lineage: Eukaryota; Viridiplantae; Streptophyta; Zygnematophyceae; Desmidiales; Closteriaceae
Source: the annotation of a GenBank genome assembly